Molecule: messenger RNA, 797 nt
Organism: Mytilus trossulus (common blue mussel)
Lineage: Eukaryota; Metazoa; Mollusca; Bivalvia; Mytilida; Mytilidae
Product: lectin BRA-3-like
Exons: 6
Coding region: 82-711 (209 amino acids)
Source: RefSeq, a predicted model, not a curated record
AGCUUAGUGAAUAAUAGUGGAGUCGACACAGGAUCAGCUUUUGGAUUUCUUCCCAUUCCUUUUGUAUCGAUAGCGCUACUAAUGAUGGCAAUUGGAAUGUUGAUUAUGCCAAAUUCUGUUACUAGUAGAGCAAGUGUUGAACCAAUACCUAUUGCGGCAAGACUUGAUGUGCGAACAACUGUUCCGGCUACUGUGCAAUCAUUUCUAGCAACACAAGCAGCUGCACAAACAACUGCACCAGCACCUGCACAAACAACACCAUGUAUUCCAACAAUUUGCCCUGCAGAUUAUCUGUUGCUAGCUGACCAAACUGCAAGUCCAAAUUGUUACUUUUAUAGCGGAAAUACUCAGAAAAUUUGGUCCGACGCCCUGAAGGUGUGUACUUUGACACCAGGAGCCUACCUAUGGAGGCCAAAUACACGAGCAGAAGCUGAUGCUGUCAAAACUACGUUUGCUAUCGGAAAUGAUGUACAUAUAUGGACUGGCGCAAAUAGUCCUACCCAUGACGAGAAUUUUGUAUUUGCCGUGGACAAUGCUGCUCUUUCGUUGUUAGAUCUUCCAUUUGGAAUUUUAGACAGUAGUGGUGAUAUCGGGGACGACUGUGUCGAUAUAGAAUUUGACACAGGAGACUUGGACUGGGAAUGGGAAAAUGAUGACUGUGAUGACGAUGAACGAUAUAUUUGUGAACUUCCAAGGAAAACCUGUCCGUAGAAGUGUAUGUAGCCGUUCCAAUGGACACAUAUUUCUUAUCCUUAGCGCAAAAAAAAAAACCAACCAAACUAGAGUCAUUUUGUUAG